This is a messenger RNA of Phodopus roborovskii (desert hamster), 924 nucleotides long. RefSeq names its product olfactory receptor 1361. The transcript has a single exon. Gene Ontology annotation, cellular component: membrane. Gene Ontology annotation, molecular function: G protein-coupled receptor activity; olfactory receptor activity. Lineage: Eukaryota; Metazoa; Chordata; Mammalia; Rodentia; Cricetidae. The record is from RefSeq and is a predicted model, not a curated record. Bases 1 to 924 code for a protein of 307 amino acids. Gene Ontology annotation, biological process: G protein-coupled receptor signaling pathway.
AUGGCUAGAGAUAAUGAGACCACAGUUGCAGAAUUCCUCCUUCUGGGACUCUCUGGAAACUCAGAGCAAGAAGAGGUCGUCUUUGGAAUGUUCUUGGGGAUGUACAUCGUUACCAUCUCUGGGAACCUUCUCAUUAUCCUAGCUAUCAACCAUGAUCCUCAUCUCCACACACCCAUGUACUUCUUCUUGGCCAACCUCUCUAGUGUUGACAUCUGUUUUUCUUCAGUCACCAUCCCCAAAGCACUGGUAAAUCAAGUGUUGGGAAGCAAGUCCAUCUCUUACACAGAGUGUAUGACCCAGAUCUAUUUCUUUAUCACAUUCAUCAACCUGGACGGCUUCCUCCUGAGUGUGAUGGCCUAUGACCGCUAUGUGGCCAUUUGUCACCCACUCCACUACACCCUGAUGAUGAGGCCCAGACUCUGUGUCCUCCUGGUGGUCGUAUCAUGGGUCAUCACAAACCUGCAUGCUCUGUUGCACACUCUCCUCAUGGUUCGACUCACCUUCUGUUCCCACAAUGCAGUGCGCCAUUUCUUCUGUGACCCCUACCCUAUCCUGAAGCUCUCUUGUUCUGACACCUUCAUCAAUGACCUGAUGGUCUUUACUGUAGGUGGAGUGAUAUUCCUGACACCAUUUUCAUGUAUUGUUGUUUCCUAUAUUUACAUUUUCUCUAAUGUCCUGAAGAUGCCCUCUACUCAUGGGAUAAAGAAAGCCCUAUCCACAUGUGGGUCUCACCUCACCGUGGUCUCUCUCUUCUAUGGGGCAAUCCUGGGGGUCUAUAUGCGUCCUUCAUCCUCCUACUCAUUACAGGACACAGUGGCCACUGUCAUCUUCACAGUGGUGACACCACUGGUCAAUCCCUUCAUCUACAGCCUGAGAAAUCGUGACAUGAAAGGAGCCCUAAGGAAGAUAAUUCUCAGAUGCUAG